CAUUUCAUACAAUUUCCGUCCCAAAUGAAUGAGAUUGAAGUGUUUGAGUUGCUAUACAAUUCAAAAUGGUUUUAUUUCUUCUGAUCACGUUGAGGAAAUAACUGAUAUGUAAAUCUUCAAGCAAGAAUUUUUAUAAUUGAAUCUGGGAUUAUGUUGAAAAAAGAAAGAAAUUUUGAUUCAGUUUUGUGAUGCUGGGGUUGGAUAUCCUGAGUCAACGUGUGGAUUUUCGUCGUCAUCGUCGUCAAAGCUGUUGAUUAAGGGAGGAACUGUGUUGAAUGCUCACCAGCAGGAGGUAGCUGAUGUUUAUGUUGAAGAUGGCAUUAUUGUUGCUGUUAAGCCUAAUAUAAAGGUUGAUGAGGAUGUCACCUUGCUUGAUGCCACUGGAAAAUAUGUCAUGCCAGGAGGAAUUGAUCCUCACACACACCUGGCUAUGGAGUUCAUGGGUACUGAGACUAUUGAUGACUUCUUUAGCGGUCAGGCAGCAGCAUUAGCAGGUGGAACAACAAUGCAUAUUGACUUUGUUAUACCUGUUAAUGGUAGCUUGGUAGCAGGAUUUGAAGCCUAUAAAAAGAAAGCAAAGAAGUCUUGUAUGAAUUAUGGUUUCCAUAUGGCAAUCACAAAAUGGGAUGAAUCAGUUUCAAGGGAAAUGGAAAUAAUGGUUAAGGAGAAAGGUAUUAACUCUUUUAAAUUUUUCAUGGCAUACAAGGGGUCUCUUAUGAUCAGUGAUGAGCUUCUACUGCAAGGAUUAGAGAGAUGUAAGUCUCUCGGUGCCCUGGCUAUGGUCCAUGCUGAAAAUGGAGAUGCUGUGUCUGAAGGACAGAAAAGAAUGAUUGAUCUUGGUAUUACUGGUCCAGAAGGGCAUGCUCUUUCUAGGCCUCCUGUGCUAGAAGGUGAGGCAACUGCACGAGCAAUUCGUUUGGCAAAGUUUGUGAAUACGCCUCUAUAUGUUGUCCAUGUGAUGAGCAUUGAUGCCAUGGAAGAAAUAGCUAGAGCUAGGAAAUCAGGGCAGAAGGUUAUUGGAGAGCCUGUGGUUUCUGGAUUGGUCCUCAAUGAUUCUGGGCUUUGGGAUCCCGACUUCGUCACUGCAGCAAAGUAUGUCAUGAGUCCUCCUAUAAGGGAAUCAGGACAUGACAAGGCUCUGCAAGCUGCCCUUUCAACUGGAGUUCUGCAGCUGGUAGGAACUGAUCAUUGUACUUUUAAUUCUACUCAAAAAGCUUUUGGCAUUGAUGAUUUCCGGAAAAUUCCCAAUGGUGUCAAUGGGAUUGAGGAGAGGAUGCACCUAGUUUGGGAUACAAUGGUGGAAUCUGGCCAAAUUUCCGUCACUGAUUUUGUCCGGAUUACAAGCACUGAAUGUGCCAGAAUCUUCAAUAUUUAUCCAAGAAAAGGAGCAAUUCUUGUUGGAUCAGAUGCAGAUAUUAUUAUAUUUAAUCCCAACUCUAGCUUUGAAAUAAGUGCGAGCAUGCACCACUCCAGAACUGACACAAAUGUCUAUGAUGGUAGGAAAGGAAAGGGAAAGGUUGAAGUGACAAUAGUUGGAGGAAGAGUUGGUUGGCAAGAUGACGAGCUAAAAGUUGUCCCUGGUUCUGGAAAGUAUAUUGAAAUGCCUCCCUUCAGCUAUCUAUUCAAUGGAAUUGACAAGGCUGACGCUAAGUACUUAUCUUCUCUCCAAGCUCCAGUGAAGCGCUACUUUACGGCAUCUUAAAUGGUAGGUACAAGUAUUUUAGGGUAUUUGUAAAUGAACUUAGAUGAAAAUUUACUCAUCCUUUGUUUUGAACAAAGAAAAUCAAUAAGAUCCUGUAAGAUGUUGUACUUGACUUAUGCUUUCCAUGCCAGUCUAGAAAAGGAAAAUCUGCAUGGGAAAGAAAAAUGCACCAAGACCAUUUACAUACUAAUCAAACUUAAAUAUUAAAGCCUUCUCUACUUCA
Molecule: messenger RNA, 1925 nt
Organism: Gossypium arboreum
Lineage: Eukaryota; Viridiplantae; Streptophyta; Magnoliopsida; Malvales; Malvaceae
Product: dihydropyrimidinase
Exons: 13
Coding region: 395-1702 (435 amino acids)
Biological process (GO): pyrimidine nucleobase catabolic process
Cellular component (GO): cytosol; cytoplasm
Molecular function (GO): dihydropyrimidinase activity
Source: RefSeq, a predicted model, not a curated record